Molecule: messenger RNA, 1451 nt
Organism: Schistosoma turkestanicum
Lineage: Eukaryota; Metazoa; Platyhelminthes; Trematoda; Strigeidida; Schistosomatidae
Source: the annotation of a GenBank genome assembly
GUUUACUUCCAUCUAUUUUCUUAUCAAAAUGUUGUACCAUUUCAAAUGAUGCUAAGCAGUACAUUGUUCAAUCCAACUCGACACAUUCCUGUUGUGAAUUUGAAAUGAAUUGGGGUUGUUGUUAUUACAUAACUCAAUGUCAUAGUCCUUGUUUCCCAACCACAACAGAAAUCAAUCCAACAUUAAAAACUAUUGAAUUAGACAAUAAUUUAUCACUCCAUCAAAAUAAUACUGAUGAUGAUUAUGUUAUAGAAGAGAUCCCAGUAAACCGUAACACUACAUCAAAUCUUUCAAAAAUCAAUUUAGAUUUAUCUGAAAUUAAAUAUGAACGUAAACUACUAUUAAUGAUACCAGAUACAAGUGAACAAUCAUCAAAUUAUGCAGAGAAAUUGCCACAACCCAUUACUAGAACACAUUAUUAUCAUCCUAAUUCUCUAUCACAAUUUCCUAAAGAACAACUGCAAAAUUCUCUCAAUAUUGAACAAACCACAUGGUAUAUUCUAUGUUUUUUGAUAGAAAUUUUAGCAUUUGCUCAAAUUGGUUAUUUAAUUUUUGAAGAUUUGUUACCAUGGAUCUCAAAUCUACUCAUUAUUCAUUUUGGUUUCAGUAUGAAAUUGAAACUAAACAUUAAUUGUCGUCUAAAACGUAUGUUUGGUACAUUUUUCUUGCUAUUUGAAGAAUGGAGUUUGUUUAUAUUUGGUGUUGAACGAAUUUGUAGUGUUUUACUGCAUAAUCAUCAUCAUCAUCAUCAUCAUCAUGGAUUAUUAAAUCGUAGUUCCCAGCCGCCACCAAUGUUAAAUGAACCAACUCGAUGGAAACCGCAUACAUUAUGCAUAAAAAUUAGUACAUGCCUAUUUAUCGCGAUAAUAUUCGCUGCAUUAUGUAAUUAUCUAUGGGUUUUUGGACAAUUUCAUUGGAUUAAUUCAGUGGAUUCGCAAAUCGGUGAAACAUACAAUAUCAGUUUUAUUGAAACGUUCACAUGUAAUGUCAGAUCGGAAUAUUUCAAAUUUUAUUAUACAUUUCUAAUUUAUUUCGACCCGUUAUUCUCAUUCCUGUUCCCACAUUUAUGUGCAUUUGUAAUUUUUGUCAUCAUUCUAUUAAAAAUUUGUCUGAAAUCAAUUUCGAAACGAUUUAAAACCCCCAGGAAAAUAACUCAGGAUGAUACUUUGCUUCACAUUAUUCCAUCAAUGUAUAAAUUUCACAGAUUGAAUAGCAUGAUUGAUCAUUUAACCACUCUCAUUUAUCUUGUUGACAGUUUCAUCAUUGUCACAUUGAAAUUUUGGCGCAAUAUUGAAAAAUCCAUGAUGGUAUUUGUUCAUGUCACAUUAGAUAUGAAUUAUUUGAUGAUUAGAAAUGAAUUGUAUCAUUUGGUGUUUUGUUUAGUACCAAUUUUGACAAUUAUUAUUUAUUUGAUGUUUUAUGUUAAACUUAGAAAAUAUUGUAAUUUGUGA